This is a messenger RNA of Fonsecaea nubica, 1095 nucleotides long. RefSeq lists its product as hypothetical. Gene Ontology annotation, molecular function: RNA binding. Lineage: Eukaryota; Fungi; Ascomycota; Eurotiomycetes; Chaetothyriales; Herpotrichiellaceae. Bases 1 to 1095 code for a protein of 364 amino acids. The transcript is spliced from 5 exons. Gene Ontology annotation, cellular component: nucleus; cytoplasm. The record is from RefSeq and is a predicted model, not a curated record.
AUGGCGGACGUCAAGAGCAAGAACCUCUACGAGCUGUUGGGGAAUACCUCGGACCAGGAUUCUGACCGCGAACCUGAGCCACCUACAAAGGCCAUUGACAAGCCAGUCGCUCGUCAUGGUAAACGCGAAGCGCCCAAAGAGGCUCCAGCUGCAACAACCGAACGUGCAAACAUAGCUACCCGCGGCCGAGGUGGCCAUCGUGGAGGUGGUUUCAACGAUAAUGAAGCAGCUUUCCGCAACAGAGCUACGGGCAGGGGCUACAACCGUGAUCAACCCACCGAGGGCGGUGGUGAGGAUGGCUAUGGCAACCGUCCUGGCCGCGAUCGAGGCCCAGGUGUGCAACGCUAUGGUCGCGGUCCACGUGGCCCUCGUCGAGGUGGUGAUCGCCACAGCCGCACUGGCAUAGCCAACCACCCAAAACAAGAGGGACAUGGAUGGGGUGAAAACACCGGCGAUGGCGAGUGGGCCGACGAAAAGGCCGGAGAAGCCUUGGCAAAAGAAGAAGAAAAGCAAGCUGGAUGGGAUGCUGGUGCCCAGAACCCAGCGUGGAACGAAAACGCAGAACAAACCACCAUUCCUGAGGGUGGCGAGGCUGUUCCAGACCCCAAUGCGGCAGAGGAGGCCGAAGAGGCCCAGGAUCACCACAAGUCAUAUGCCGACUACCUGGCUGAGCAAGCUGCUAAGAAGUUGGAGGGCCUCGGUCUCAAGGAGGCCCGUAAACCCAACGAAGGCCAGAAGGAGAACAAGAAAUGGACUGGCGCGAAAGAACUCACCAGAGUCGAGGACGAGGACUACUUCAAGGGCGAGGAGAAAGGCAAGCGUGAACGCGAACGUGCGCAAAAGAAAGAGUUCCUCGACAUUGACUACAGCUUCAAGGAGCAGCCACGUGAAUCCCGUGGUCGCGGCGGGCGUGGAGCCGGGCGAGGACGAGGAGGAGACCGUGGAGAGUUCCGCGGCGGGCGUGGACGAGGACGCGGCGGCGAUCGUGGUGGCGAUCGUGGCGAGUUCCGUGGACGUGCCCGCGGUGGCCGCGGCGAUGCUCCCACCGUGGCUGUCGACGACGAAUCUGCUUUCCCAAGCUUGGGAGGGAAAUAA